Messenger RNA from Pelmatolapia mariae (spotted tilapia), 5583 nucleotides. It is a transcript of the gene amacr, whose product is annotated as alpha-methylacyl-CoA racemase. Gene Ontology annotation, biological process: bile acid metabolic process. The record is from RefSeq and is a predicted model, not a curated record. Gene Ontology annotation, cellular component: mitochondrion. NCBI's taxonomy places the organism in Eukaryota, Metazoa, Chordata, Actinopteri, Cichliformes, Cichlidae. Gene Ontology annotation, molecular function: alpha-methylacyl-CoA racemase activity. The transcript has 6 exons. Bases 66 to 1214 code for a protein of 382 amino acids.
CAGGCGCACCGUGCACGCAGAGCUUCAGCAGAGGUGUCUUGUCUUCUCCUUGAAAUCCUUUAAUCAUGGCGCUGGCUGGGGUUAGAGUUAUUGAGCUGGCAGGCCUGGCACCCGCACCCUUCUGCGGCAUGAUCCUGGCAGACUUUGGCGCCAAGGUGAUCCGUGUGGACCGGACCAAAGUUCCUACGUCUUCGGACACACAAGCACGGGGGAAACGAUCUGUGGCCAUCAACCUGAAGACCACAGAGGGUAUAGCUUUCCUCAGGAAGCUCUGCAUAAAGUCUGAUGUGGUCCUUGAGCCGUAUCGCAAAGGUGUUAUGGAGAAACUUGGCCUUGGUCCACAUGAGCUGUUAAAGGAAAAUCCUCGGCUGAUCUACGCUCGCUUGACUGGAUAUGGUCAGAGUGGAUCUUAUGCCACCGCAGCUGGGCAUGACAUCAACUACAUUGCCAUGUCAGGCCUUUUAUCCCGGCUGGGUCGCAGCGGCGAGAAGCCUUACGCUCCACUGAAUCUGUUAGCAGACUUUGGAGGCGGUGGUCUUACGUGCGCUCUGGGGAUUGUCCUGGCGCUGCUGGAGAGGACAAAGUCAGGGAAAGGACAGAUCAUUGAUGCUAGCAUGGUGGAAGGAGCAGCAUAUAUGGGUUCGUUUUUAUGGAAAUCUCGUAGUAUUGGUUUGUGGAACCAGUCUAGAGGAGAAAAUAUGUUGGACAGUGGAGCUCCCUUCUAUGAUACCUACCAGACUUCGGAUGGACAGUUCAUGGCUGUCGGUGCCAUUGAACCUCAGUUUUACAAACAGCUGCUUAAAGGCUUAGAGUUGGAUGCUGGAGAGUUGCCUUCUCAGAUGAGCUUUGAUGAUUGGCCGGAGCUCAGACGAAUCUUCACAGAGCGUUUUGCCUCAAAGACCCAGGCAGAGUGGUCAGAGAUUUUUGAUGGGACUAGUGCCUGUGUUACACCUGUGUUGUCUUUCGACCAGGUGAGCUCACACCCACAUAACCGGGAAAGAGGCUCUUUCAUGAAGGACUCCAGUGGGGAAGAAAGCCCCCGACCAGCCCCGGUUCUGUCUCGCACUCCUGCUGAGCCUUGCCUCACCUCCGACCCCGUUAUUGGAGAACACACGGCUGAGGUCCUACAGGAGUACGGCUUCACAUCCUCACAGAUAAACCAGAUGCUGUCAGCAGGAGUCAUAGAGUGCAAUGCUGUGAAGGCAAAGCUGUAAACAAACAAUCAAAAAAGUCAAGUUAUAAAUGUUUGAAAAUCACACAGUGGCACCACCUUUUAAGAUUUGAAGGAAUCAGUAAUUAACCAUGUGAUUGUCAUACUGGAUAUAAACAACUGAUUUGGAUAAAGCAAAGCUACAUGCAGAGCACAUUUGAGUGAAGAUCUGCCAUUCAGAUUAUGUCUAACACAGCUGUGAAGAAAUCAAAAUAAAAGAGAAACUAAGAAAAUUAUUAUUUUCUUUUCAUAAGCUAGGAUUUCAACCUCAAGAACUUGAAAUAUUGCUUAACCUCCACCUUUUAAAUUUGUUCUCCAAGGCCACAGGAGGCUGCUGUGUACAAGGUAAACAAAGGUUUUUAUGCAUUUCUACUGCCUAAUAGUGUUGAUUGGACAAGACGUCCUCAGAAUAUGUGGUUUUGGUAUGUUCAUCAGUUGAUCAGUAGCUGCUAAUUUUAAUAGCUACAUUCAUUGUUCUUUGAUAUUUUUAUAUAUUUUGUUGUGCUAUUGUUGCCCCGUGAGUGUUUCACAUUGGAAAAAAAUUUUUUUUUGCAAAGCACAACUACUCUAUUAAUCAUAAACUACUGAUAUCUGCUAAAUUAUCCAGCUCAGGGUGAGCAAUGGUCAUACAUAGCAAAAGAGGAUUGGAUAUCUCCUGAAAGCUCAGCAGUGCCAAUAACAUUAAAUUAAUCAGACUUUUGUUGUUGUUUUGCUCUCCCUCAACAGCUUCUGAUUUGUGUGCGCUAAUUCUGACACACAGAUUGUUUAGAAAAAAUGGUUGUAGCCAGACAUGAUGUCACCCACUAAAAUAAUCUUUUCAAGACUUUGGCUUGGGGUUUCAAAGCUCACCCUGCAUUUUUUUUAUUCUAAAGAAGGCCAUAAUUUACACGAUGAAUGUCAAGCUGUAUUAAAUGAGAUCAGAAACCAGUGAUCGUGACUCAUCGGUAAACUGUUUACUGAAGUUUUCAAUUAGCAUUAGGCUUGUUUAUAUCCAGAGGAGCUGCCCCCUGCUGGCUAAUUGAAAGAAUGAAGUUCUGAGGGACUUCCAUAGGCUUAACUUUUCAAAACAACAUGGAGAGCUGUGUCUAACAUUCAGUAGAUCCGACUUUUGUGUUGCACUAACUGCACAUUUCAGAGACAGGAAACGUUACGCCUACAAAGUGAAAGUAAAACUACUGCAGUGAUUAUGUUGACAGGCAACUUCGUCCUUUUUCGUGUAAGUGAAGUUUAAGUCACUUAUCUUGCAGGAGGUCUCCUCUCUUCAGGAACUCACUCUGCAGGAGGGGGAGAUAUAGGAGAGGUGGAGGAAGAUCUCAGCCUGGGCGUCUAUUGUCUUGUGUAGUCUGGAAGAUGAGUGGAUGACGGGGUGGGUGCAGUUUUCUCUGUGGAGGGGUCGGGUGGGCUGUCCCGGGCUCUGUGGGGCCAGGCGGCACUGCUGAACUGGGCCCCGGUCCGGAUGGGCCUGGGCCCCCUUUCCCUGGCGGGUUGCAGAGUAUGGGGGUGCCUACUGGGGUCAGCGGGGGAGCUGGCCCCAGGGAGGGGUCACUGCCCCUCCCUUCCUUCCCUCCCCAUCUCCAGCUGCCUCCCUCUUCCCGCUCCACCACAAUCACCCACACAUGCAGGGCCUUGGGGUAAAGGUGUGUCACCAGGGUGCAGAGGAGGCAUCCCCCCCCCCGUCCCCUUCUGGCUGCCUGUGCCUCAAUUUUAUCCCACAACUUAGACAUUCACAUUACUCACACUCUCAUAACACAUACAUAUAGGAUCUUGGGGGUGGGCAUGCUACACGGAAUCCAAAAGACCAUCAGGGUGUACAACCUCACCCCUGGCGUUGUUGCCCACCUCUCAAUUUUAAAUACACGUAGACAUUGAGGGCUAUCAGGAGGGGCUAUGUGCUUACCUGCUGCACUCUGGCAGGUAACUCCAUGCCCUCCUGGGUUUUAAAUGCACCUUAGAACACACAUGCAUCAACACUACAUAUGAGCGGGCGGAGGGAGGUUUGGAGUCUUCACACACCCCCGUUCUCUGCGGCCUGUUGGAGCAGGGGGGCUAGGAGGAGGAGUUGGCCGUCCGAUUGGGGUCUGGAAUGUGGGGCCUCCCUGCUGCUGCGGGGUCGGGGCGGUCUGCUUCUCUCCACCCCAGGGAAAAGGGUAACACUACCUGGGUCUGGGUGCAGUUUCCCCCUCCAGGUGCAAGGGUACCUAGACCUGGGGUAUAGAGUACGCUUGGGGAGUGUGAUUGUGUGUACAGUGUCUCGUUUAUGUCUGUCUCCACGUUGGGUGAGUGUUGAGUAAUUGCAUAUGAGAGCAUGAGGGUGGGAAUGGAUGUUUGUAUCUGUGUGUGCCUGUAUGUCUGUGUCUAUAUGUCAGGUUGGGUAUCAGACGCCACCUCUCUGGGGACAUCUCAGGCCCUCCAAGGUAUGGAGGCCUAUCUCCCCCCACCACUCCCCCUGCCAGUGGCAGACGCCCUCAGACAUCGGUGCGUUGGUGGUUCUUUGUGUCCGGGGGUGGGCGUCCAGGUACACACCGGCUCACUCCUUGGUGGCUGCUUGUCGGGGCCUGGAGCCUGGGGCUUGCUCGGGCCACUUCGGGGGUGGGGUACCCUCAGCCUCUCAGCCUGGGGCUCGGUCACUCUGGCACAGCUGGCUGCCGGCGGAGCUCACGGGCACGUCACUACAACCCCCCCUGGCUUCUGCUCCGCGGCUGCUGAGUGACCCCUCAUCUGGGGCUCUCCUCAGCUCUUUCUGGGAUAGUGGCGCGGCUGACCCUCUGUUGGUCUUCCUUGGUCUCUUGUGUUCUGAGGGCCUCUGGAUGUCUGGAGUCUUGAUCUCCUCCAUACCCGCUUCAUGCCCUGGAGGACGGGGCUAUGGCUCCCCACACCCUCUAGCAGAUCAUUACAUGAAGGAACCUUUUAAAUACAAGUGCGCUCAUGCUCACAGGUGUACACACGGGUGCUCACACACACAAACUACACCCUUUUUGGCUCCUACCUCAAAGCACACUGUGCGCUGUCGAUCUUACGUGCUGCACAAUAAUGUUUAAUAUUUAGUAUUUACUGUUAUAUUCCCAUAGAUCAUCGUGAUGUUGUUUAUUAUGUUGCUCUUUUUUUUUCUUCUGCUUGUUUUCUCUUUUUUCUUUCUCAACAGGUGAUCCAGGUGAUUGAUAUAUGUAUUUUUUGUCUGCUUAUUUUGUUGGUUUUUGUUUUUUGCCCUUUAUCCCCGUCCCUCUUCCCCGCUGUUUUUCUUUCCCUCUUUCUUUCUCCCCUUUCUUUUCCCCCGUCAAGUCUGUCCCGUAUUUAGCAGGUUAAAAUAAAAUAAAAUAAACAAUAAAAGGUGAAUCAAAUAGACCAUUACGGCAAGGCUGGGAUGGUCCAUUUGGUAAAGUAAAUCCGUUGGGCAUCUUUCUUCGCCUUUAGACAAUAAUUCUGAUGGCAAAAGAGCCAAACGGGACAGGCCAAAAAAAAUAAAAUAAAAAAGUCACUUACCAAUAUCUCUGUUGCAAGCUACAAAUGCAACUCUGCAAGCUCUAGUUAGGAGGUUUUGAAGAUGGUUCAGAUUGACUAAAUAAAUUACUCAGUAGCUCAUUGGGUAUACAUGUUCAGCUGCUUGUUAAUCCUAAUCUAAUUAGCCAGUCACCUGUUCAAACUGAGCAUCAGAAUGGAGACAGAAGCUGAUUUAAGUGAUUUUAAACAGAGCACAGAUGUUGGUAUUUCAGAAACGGCUGACCCGGCAGGCUGGCUGCCUGCUCAGCCCUCUCUAAAGUUCAAAGAUAAUGGUCCUAAAAAGAGAAAAUAUCCUCUGAGUGGCAGUUAUUUGGGUGAAAAUGUUUGGUUGAUGCCAGAGGCCAGAUUAUAAUAACCAUUCAUUGCAGUCAAUGUAUGCUGAAGAGCAUUUGUGAAUUCACAACACCUCAGACCUUGAAACUGAUGGGCUACAGCAGCAGAAGACCACACCGGGUGCUGUUCCUGUUAGAUAAGAACAGAAAAAUGGCUGCAAUUUGACAGUGAAAGAAUGAUAACGCAUUGCCUGCUGCAAUGAGUCUUGAAUUGCAGGAAAUGGUCAGAAAUUGAUGUAAAAAUCAAUUCUGCUUUGUAUGGUUCAUCAUUGUGGUGGUGUAAUGGUGUGGGGAAUAUUUUCUUGGCAUACUUUGGACCCCUUAGAAGCAACUGAGCAUCAUUUAAAUACCAAUGUGUCCAUGCCACCUGGCCCAAGCCCCCCUGUGACCCUAUGUUGGAUAAGAGUUACAUAGACAUGCAUGCAUGUAUCUAUGUUUUUGAUUGAUUGACUAACCUUGUAGUUAUGUAAAGAGAACAAGUAAACAGUACAUUACCUAAAUACAAAUGAUAUGGAAGAACAUGAGAAAUUACCAUAGUUAUGU